AUGGCCGACGAGGCCGGCGAGGAGGUCUCCCCCGUCGAGCUCGUCGACGUGCGCGUGGGCAAGGUGCUCAAGGCGUACAAGCAUCCCGAGGCGGACAAGCUCUACAUCGAGGAGAUCGACGUGGGCGAGGCGGAGCCCAGGCAGAUCUGCUCCGGUCUCGUGCCUUACAUGAGCGCCGAGGAGAUCGAAGGCCAGAACGUCAUCGUCCUCGCCAACCUCAAGGCUCGCAACCUCGCGGGCGUUCCCUCCCACGGCAUGAUCCUCUGCGCCAGCGACGAGGCCCACGAGAACGUCGAGCUCCUCGUCUGUCCCGAGGGGGCGGCGCCGGGCGAGAGGGUCAAGUUUGGCAGCUGGGACGGCGAGCAGAGCGAGCCGCACACCGAGAACCAGAUGAAGAAGAAGAAGACCUGGGAGAAGGUGGCGCCGGACCUGAAGACGACCGCGGAUUGCGUGGCGGCGUACAAGGGGCUCGAGAUGGUCACGUCCGCGGGGCCCGUGAAGUGCAAGUCGCUCGCAAACGCGCUCAUCGGCUAA
Micromonas commoda is the source of this 534-nucleotide messenger RNA. RefSeq lists its product with no specific name. The transcript has 2 exons. NCBI's taxonomy places the organism in Eukaryota, Viridiplantae, Chlorophyta, Mamiellophyceae, Mamiellales, Mamiellaceae. The record is from RefSeq and is a predicted model, not a curated record. Gene Ontology annotation, molecular function: tRNA binding. Bases 1 to 534 code for a protein of 177 amino acids.